CAUUACAACACACAACUUGAAUAAUAAAAGAAAAAAAAAGAAGGAGAAGAAGAAGAAGACUUUAGAGCUUUCUUUGCCUCUCUGCAACCUUCCCCUUUCUCUCUCUCUCUCUCUUUUAUAAUAAAACAACCACCUUAGAUCUAACCCUAACCUUCUCCCCUCACCAAUUCCCAGAAUAAUGGAAGUACCGUCGACGAGUCAACAGGAGUUUGAGUACCUGUUCAAGUUGUUGUUAAUUGGGGAUUCUGGUGUGGGAAAGAGUACUCUGCUUUUGAGUUUCACGUCCAAGAAUUUUGAGGAUCUUUCUCCUACCAUUGGUGUGGAUUUUAAAGUAAAGCAUGUCACCAUAGGUGGGAAAAAGUUGAAGCUUGCUAUCUGGGACACAGCUGGACAAGAGAGGUUUAGAACUCUAACUAGUUCUUAUUACAGAGGAGCUCAAGGGAUAAUUAUGGUGUAUGAUGUAACACGACGAGAAACAUUUACAAAUCUAUCUGAAAUAUGGGCAAAGGAAAUUGAUUUGUACUCAACAAAUCAGGAUUGCAUCAAGAUGCUUGUUGGAAACAAAGUCGAUAAGGAGAGCGAAAGGGUUGUCACCAAAAAAGAGGGUAUUGACUUUGCUAGGGAAUAUGGAUGCCUCUUCCUUGAAUGUAGUGCAAAAACUAGAGUCAAUGUGGAGCAAUGCUUCGAGGAACUUGUUUUAAAGAUUUUGGAAACGCCUAGUCUGUUGGCUGAAGGCUCUAGUGGUGUGAAAAAGAACGUCUUUAAACAGAAGCCUCCAGAGGAUGUUACAACCAGUAGUUGUUGCUCAUGGAUUCUUCUUCAACUUAAAAUCAUCCAUACGCCACUCUACCCACAGUCCAUCAUCUGCCUUUACUUUUCUUAUAAGUCAACUAUUCCAAGUUUCCAACCAAUCAACCUGACGGACUCCACUUCUCCUCCUUCCCCAGUCGGGGAUGACGUCGACGCCCAGCCUCCACUACCUUCUCCACCACCACAUCACCAAUCACAAUCAGAAUCAACUUCUCUAAGCUCAAAUACUAUUAUGAUCUCUGGUAGAGAUCCCGAUGCCCUUUUCAGCGGCGGUGGCAUCAGCUUUCUUAAUGGAAGCGGUGGUGCUCAAUUUAGUUAUGGAUAUUCGAGUUUUAAGGGUAAAAGAGCUUCCAUGGAGGAUUUCUAUGAGACAAGUAUUUCUGAAGUUGAUGGUCAAAUGGUUGCCUUCUUCGGUGUUUUUGAUGGCCAUGGAGGUGCUAGAACUGCAGAAUAUCUGAAAAAUAACCUUUUCAAGAAUUUAAGCAGCCACCCUGAUUUUAUCAGAGACACAAAGACAGCAAUUGUUGAAGCAUUUAGGCAGACUGAUGCAGAAUACCUCCAUGAAGAAAAGGCCCAUCAAAAAGAUGCUGGGUCAACUGCGUCAACUGCUGUUCUUCUAGGGGACCGGUUGCUUGUUGCUAAUGUUGGCGAUUCUCGGGUUGUUGCCUGUAGAGCUGGUUCAGCUAUUCCAUUGUCUAUUGAUCAUAAACCUGAUAGAUCUGAUGAACGCCAAAGGAUCGAAGAGGCUGGAGGUUUUGUUGUGUGGGCAGGAACAUGGCGGGUGGGUGGCGUGCUUGCUGUUUCUCGCGCAUUUGGGGAUAAGCUACUUAAGCCAUAUGUUGUUGCUGAGCCAGAAAUUCAGGAAGAAGAAAUUGAUGGUGUAGAAUUUAUAAUUGUUGCAAGCGAUGGGCUAUGGAAUGUCCUAACAAAUAAGGAUGCAGUAGCACUAGUGCAAGAUAUAACAGAUGCAGAAGCAGCUUCAAGAAAACUAAUACAAGAAGCUUAUGCACGUGGGAGCACUGACAACAUUACCUGCGUUGUCGUCCGAUUUGAUUGGUCACCUGUGUCGUCAUCUGAUUUGUCAUCGUCGUCCGAUUCCAGAACUCAUGAGCAGGCACAUCAAGAUCCAAAGUUAUCACAGUGAUGACAACCUUAUAUUUAUACCCAUGAUCAAAUAGUUUAGCCCGUCUUUGUUUAUUUUGUUGAUUUAAUAGCCAUUAAGUAGCAUCGCAGACAGAAAGAAAAAAGUUUCUACCAGCGCAUUUUUUAGCCGUUCGUUUGGAUAGAGAUUAGUCGAACACUGUUACAGGCUAGCGGCUGAAUUUUCUAGUUGAUUAUCUUUAUUGAUGUAUUAGUACACGUCUGGCUCUGUUGCGGGUUUCUUGCUGUAAGCUACCUUAACGUCAGAAAUUGACCUUGUCAGGGAGUUCUUAAUUAUUCCAAGAGGACUUCGCGCUUAGCAGGGCCGAAUGCAAUAUAGUGACGGGGGCUAUUCUAGCAUCUUUUUU
This is a messenger RNA of Populus trichocarpa (black cottonwood), 2318 nucleotides long. RefSeq names its product probable protein phosphatase 2C 11. Gene Ontology annotation, molecular function: protein serine/threonine phosphatase activity; GTP binding; GTPase activity. NCBI's taxonomy places the organism in Eukaryota, Viridiplantae, Streptophyta, Magnoliopsida, Malpighiales, Salicaceae. The record is from RefSeq and is a predicted model, not a curated record. The transcript has 15 exons. Gene Ontology annotation, biological process: protein dephosphorylation. Gene Ontology annotation, cellular component: cytosol; nucleus. The coding region runs from base 179 to 1954 and encodes 591 amino acids.